CUCUCACACAUCACAUACAAGACCUUACAAUGCGGCCCCUCACCGAACCCGAGACGAAAGUCCUCUUCGAGAAACUCGCGACCUACUGCGGGAAAGGCAUCUCGAACCUGAUCGCCGACCCAGCUGGCGGCAACGACCGCAAUGUCUUCCGCGUGCAGGGCUCAAGAUGCUACUAUGUCCGUGAGUCGCUCGCGAACCUUGCCACCUCCGUCGCACGCGACAACCUCCUCUCUCUUGGUAUCUGCCUUGGAAAAUUCACAAAAACGGGCAAAUUCCGCCUGCACAUCACCGCUUUAAGCGUGAUCGCGCCGCACGCAAGGUACAAGGUGUGGGUCAAGGCGAACGGCGAGAUGCCGUUUCUGUACGGAGGCAAUGUUCUCAAGGCGCAUGUGGGAAGGUGGAGUGAGGACUGCCCGGAACAUCAGGGUGUUGUGGUGUUGAGCAUGAAUGAUACACCGCUUGGGUUUGGUGUGUCUGCAAGGAGCACGGCGGAGGCGCGGAAAUUGGAUCCUACGGGUAUUGUGACGUUUAGGCAGGCGGACAUUGGGGAGUAUCUGCGUGAGGAAGAUACGCUCUUCACAACUUGAGCGGGCUGCAAGUCUUCAAGAACACCGUCACAGAUUACAAGAUAUCAAGAUUGGGCGUGGGGCGUGGGGCGUGGGGCGCAAUGCAGGUACAAGGACGCGGAGCUACCAGUCGUACUGACAGCCACACGUGCAUGCUGUAGACCUCGGAGAAGACAAUUGCGGUUGUCUCUAUGCAAUCACCCAGGUACGAGAACAGUCGGCAUUCGACAUAGACAGCAUAAAGUAGUCCAAGAGGACGAGAUAC
Molecule: messenger RNA, 831 nt
Organism: Macroventuria anomochaeta
Lineage: Eukaryota; Fungi; Ascomycota; Dothideomycetes; Pleosporales; Didymellaceae
Product: 60S ribosome subunit biogenesis protein NIP7
Exons: 2
Coding region: 30-587 (185 amino acids)
Biological process (GO): ribosomal large subunit biogenesis; ribosome assembly
Cellular component (GO): preribosome, large subunit precursor; nucleolus; nucleus
Molecular function (GO): RNA binding
Source: RefSeq, a predicted model, not a curated record